Molecule: messenger RNA, 1707 nt
Organism: Corticium candelabrum
Lineage: Eukaryota; Metazoa; Porifera; Homoscleromorpha; Homosclerophorida; Plakinidae
Product: RNA-splicing ligase RtcB homolog
Exons: 18
Coding region: 8-1531 (507 amino acids)
Biological process (GO): tRNA splicing, via endonucleolytic cleavage and ligation
Cellular component (GO): nucleus; tRNA-splicing ligase complex
Molecular function (GO): RNA ligase (ATP) activity
Source: RefSeq, a predicted model, not a curated record
UGCAAAAAUGUCCACUCAUCGCAGUUACAAAGAGGAGCUGCAGUUUAUCGAGCGUAUAUCACCGGUUGGGUUCAGAAUCAAGAAAGGAUUUGUUCCCAACAUGAAUGUUGAAGGGAUUUUCUAUGUUAACAACAACUUAGAGACUUUGAUGUUUGACGAACUGAAGCAACACUCUGGAGGCGGUGGUUUUGGAGGUUUUCUGCCUGGAGUGAAACAGAUUGCGAACGUGGCGUCUCUCCCUGGCAUUAUCGGGAAAUCAAUCGGAUUGCCUGAUGUUCAUUCUGGCUAUGGAUUUGCCAUUGGAAAUAUGGCUGCAUUUGACAUGGGAGAUCCUCUGUCUGUUGUCUCUCCAGGUGGAGUGGGCUUUGAUAUCAACUGUGGUGUUCGAUUGCUGCGUACUAACGUCUACGAAAAGGAUAUUCAUCCAAUGAAAGAGCAACUUGCACAGUCUCUUUUUGACCAUAUUCCUGUUGGUGUUGGCUCUAAAGGAGUGAUCCCAAUGACAGCCAAAAAUUUGGAGGAAGCUUUAGAAAUGGGUGUUGACUGGUCACUACGAGAAGGCUACGCUUGGGCUGAAGACAAAGAACACUGCGAGGAGUACGGACGUAUGCUGCAGGCAGAUCCAUCAAAAGUCAGUUCAAGAGCAAAGAAACGCGGCCUUCCUCAGCUCGGCACCUUGGGAGCUGGAAAUCACUAUGCAGAGAUUCAAGUUGUUGACGAGAUUUACGACAUGCCGGCAGCUCGUAAGAUGGGAAUCGAUUCCAAAGGCCAAGUUUGCAUCAUGAUCCACAGUGGUUCGCGCGGAUUGGGACAUCAAGUAGCUACUGAUGCUUUGGUGGAGAUGGAGAAAGCAAUGACGCGUGACAAAAUUAACGUAAACGAUAGACAGUUGGCUUGUGCUCGAAUCAGCUCCACAGAAGGUCAAAACUACUUAAAAGCGAUGGCUGCUGCAGCCAACUAUGCUUGGGUCAAUCGCUCAAGUAUGACGUUUCUCACUCGGCAGGCGUUUGCGAAGGCAUUCAAUUCGACACCCGAUGACUUGGACAUGCAUGUGAUAUACGAUGUCUCACAUAAUAUUGCUAAAGUGGAGGAACAUAUGGUGGAUGGAAAGCAGAAGACGCUGCUUGUUCACAGGAAAGGAUCAACACGUGCAUUCCCUCCUCAUCAUCCACUUAUUCCUGUAGAUUACCAACUGACAGGACAACCUGUUCUGAUCGGUGGCACAAUGGGCACAUGCAGUUACGUAUUGACUGGCACAGUGCAAGGCAUGUCGGACACAUUCGGAACAACAUGCCAUGGAGCAGGUCGUGCACUGUCUAGAACGAAAUCAAGAAGAACUUUGAGUUAUGAGGCGGUGUUGGGUAGGCUGGCGGAGAAGGGGAUCUCAAUUCGUGUGGCAUCACCAAAGUUGGUUAUGGAAGAGGCACCAGAAUCAUACAAGAACGUUACUGACGUCGUCGAUACAUGUCAUGAAGCUGGCAUCAGCAAGAAGGCAAUCAAACUGCGGCCUGUCGCUGUCAUCAAGGGCUGAAAGUCGUCGAGGGUUAAACGGCAAUUUUGCUAAUAAAUUAGUAUUGAUUAUAUUAAUAUUAAUAUUUCUUUCUUUCUAACACUUGCUUUGAUACAAAUGUGACAACUAUGCUACACCUUCCAUGUGAAGCGCGAGGAGACAUAAGAAAUUGAUAUGAAAGUGUUGAAUGUGCUGUC